Molecule: messenger RNA, 891 nt
Organism: Corticium candelabrum
Lineage: Eukaryota; Metazoa; Porifera; Homoscleromorpha; Homosclerophorida; Plakinidae
Product: cilia- and flagella-associated protein 20
Exons: 5
Coding region: 31-636 (201 amino acids)
Biological process (GO): positive regulation of cell motility; cilium assembly; regulation of cilium beat frequency involved in ciliary motility
Cellular component (GO): ciliary basal body; motile cilium
Source: RefSeq, a predicted model, not a curated record
CAUUGUCAUCGUGAACAGGCGUCUAGCAAAAUGUUCAAAAAUACUUUUCAGUCCGGCUUUCUGUCUAUUCUAUACAGUAUUGGUAGCAAGCCGUUGCAGAUAUGGGAUAAAAAGGUCAGAAACGGUCACAUUAAGCGGAUAACUGACAACGACAUUCAGUCUCUCGUAUUGGAAAUUAUGGGAACAAAUGUCAGUACGACUUACAUCACGUGCCCUGGAGACAGUCACAGUCACGGACGAGGACAGAAGAAAACUUUGGGCAUAAAACUACCUUUCCUUGUAAUGAUCAUCAAGAACUUGAAGAAAUAUUUUACUUUUGAAGUGACGGUGCUGGAUGAUAAAGGAGUUAGACGGCGUUUUAGAGCUUCCAAUUAUCAGUCGACAACAAGAGUGAAACCAUUCAUAUGUACAAUGCCUAUGAGACUUGAUGAGGGAUGGAACCAAAUUCAGUUUAACUUGUCUGACUUUACACGGAGGGCAUAUGGGACAAACUACAUUGAAACUCUUCGAGUCCAACUUCAUGCCAACUGUCGUAUUCGUAGAGUAUAUUUCUCUGAUCGUCUCUACUCUGAAGAUGAACUGCCUGCAGAAUUCAAGCUUUUUCUGCCGGUCUCUCAAGCAGCAGAGCAGAAGUGACAUCAAGAAACUCUAGAGAUUCUCCAUUCUAUAUCAUAAACAAUAGAGAGAAAAGAAAGAUAGCCUAGACUGUAUUGUUGACAACAGUAUUUAUGGUUGGGAUCACUAAAUAGAGAGGCUAAGUGGCUUUCUCUAGAGUAGCAGUCUCUGUUACUAGAAGUAGUUGUCAUGAGUGUGACACAUUUAUGUAACAGAAGAAUGACACACAUUGAUGCUUUCACAACAAAUAAUGACUCAUGUGCAUUAGGGAUACAA